Colletotrichum orchidophilum is the source of this 1008-nucleotide messenger RNA. RefSeq lists its product as uncharacterized. Lineage: Eukaryota; Fungi; Ascomycota; Sordariomycetes; Glomerellales; Glomerellaceae. The record is from RefSeq and is a predicted model, not a curated record. The transcript has 2 exons. Bases 1 to 1008 code for a protein of 335 amino acids.
AUGUCGACUUCAUCACCGGCCACGAGUGGCCCUCAGGCGCCGAAAGGACCUCCAUAUGCACCUACCACGGCGCUUCUCGGGUUGAUCCCGACCGUCAAGGUCGACGUUCCCAUCUGCGCCGUCUUGAUGGUCUUCUUCCUCAGCGGAUUCGUCCUGAACCUCACCAUUUUCCGGCGGAACAAGGCCCGCGGGCACAAGUUUCUGCCCUCGGUGCUCCUCGCCGGCUUCUGCAUGGCCCGCAACGCUGCUCUGGUCCUGCGCAUCGCCUGGUCAACCCACCACAACAACGCCCGCUUGACAAUCGCCGCCACCAUCUUGGCGGCUGCCGGCGUCAUCAUCCUCUUCAUCGUCAACCUCAUUUUCACACAGCGGUUGGUCAGGUCGAUACAUCCCCACUUCGGAUGGGGCCGCAUCCCCUCGUUGGCCUUCAAGGCUCUCUACGCCUACGUAAUCAUCUGCCUCAUCAUGACCAUCACCAUCACUAUUAUUUCCUUCUAUACCCGCAACCCGUCGACACUGCACACCGCGCGUAUCAUCCAGCUGCUCUCCGGCACGUCCCUUGCCGCGCUGGCUUUCCUGCCGAUUCCGAUCCUCAUCGCGACCCUACUAGCCCCUCGCAGGUCACUCCACGAGCCCUUUGGCAAGGGUUCGCUCAGGACGAAACUCAUUCUCGUCUUCUUCACCGCUACCUUGCUGUCACUCGGCGCCGGAUUCCGCGUCGGCGUGAGUUACACCACGCCCCGGCCCGCCUCCGAUCCGGCGUGGUACCACCAGAAGGCGUGCUACUACGUCUUCAACUACGUUAUUGAGCUGAUCGUGGUGUACACGUAUGCACUGAACCGUUGCGACCGCCGAUUCCACAUCCCCAACGGAUCCAGUGCACCGGGCCACUACUCUGCAGGCGUCAAAGAAACGAAACGCUCGAGUAGCACGACCAACAUCAACGAUUUGGAGGCCGAACGGUCUCCAAGUUACAAGGAAAGCUUUGGGAUAGAGAACAGCCCGUAA